Rhizophagus irregularis DAOM 181602=DAOM 197198 is the source of this 678-nucleotide messenger RNA. RefSeq lists its product as uncharacterized. The record is from RefSeq and is a predicted model, not a curated record. NCBI's taxonomy places the organism in Eukaryota, Fungi, Glomeromycota, Glomeromycetes, Glomerales, Glomeraceae.
AUGUCAAUAGUAAGGAAAUGUGUUAAAGAUCAUUUAUGGUCCGCAACCCUCAAUUGUGUGGAAAAUAGCAAAACAUGGUGCCCGUGGUUUGCAGUUGAAAAACGUCCGGGUCUUUCAACAGAAUAUGUUAAUUCGACUAUUCCAAUGCUUUGGAGAUGUGGCAAAGGUCAUGAAUGGGCUACAACCCUUUAUCGAAUAAAAAAUAUGGGAAGAUGCCAUAAUAACAUUCUUGCAGAUUUCUUGAAAAUACAUUCUCAAGGAUUAGAACUCGAUAUUUACUAUCUACAGUAUGGAUUUGCUAUAGAGCUUGUAAGGAUUAUAAGCUUUGAUAUGGCAGUAUAUUUGGAAAACGCAUGUAAAUAUGUGGGUGCAGAUAAUUUACAUCGAGAAAAAGCGAUUAUGGAUGUUCUUAAGCUUCAUAUUUUUCACAAUCAAAGGUACAGCCAAGCUAUAAAACCACUCCAAUACAGCAUCGUUCCUUACGAGUCACAGGAAUAUUUCACUCCUAGCCAUUAUAAUGAAACUUUUUCUGAAGAGAUCAAAAUCAACCCAUCAUUUGAAUCUUACCUCGUCUCUGACAUCGAAGAUUUUUUUCAAAGAAGAGGGAAAUCUUUAGUAGAUGUCUUUGUUGAUAACAUUAUCCUGCUCAAUAUUAAUUCAUCAGAAAUGUGGGCGUAA